Messenger RNA from Acanthaster planci (crown-of-thorns starfish), 2931 nucleotides. RefSeq names its product cytosolic non-specific dipeptidase-like. Gene Ontology annotation, biological process: proteolysis. Gene Ontology annotation, molecular function: metallodipeptidase activity. The record is from RefSeq and is a predicted model, not a curated record. Gene Ontology annotation, cellular component: cytosol. NCBI's taxonomy places the organism in Eukaryota, Metazoa, Echinodermata, Asteroidea, Valvatida, Acanthasteridae.
UGAAAGGCUGCAUCAAGUUCUGGUGCAGAUCGGGGUUUGAAUUGAUUGGCUGUCACGCUACAAAGUACGGGUCAAUUUAAUCUGUACCAGUUACAGACAUUGGUAGUAAUUAAGCCGAUUAUUGCAUUUUAGAGGGAACAAAUUACUUGAUUCGUCCCUCCACGUUUCCAAACGGCCGAAACGGGAAACCCCCAACUUUUCCAACCGCGUUUACGUUAAUGGGGAAUCCCCUUCCAACUUGCUCACGUGUUCAGCAUUGACCUGUGUGGUGAGCACGUGAGCUGAAAUUUGGAGGGAGGCGCACAUACAUGUAACUACAAGUACAAACAUGGCCGAUGAUUUUCUUCCUCAGCUCUUCAGCUUUAUUGACAAGCAUCAAGAUGACUACGUCAGGAGGCUCGCCGAUGCGGUUGCCAUACAGAGUGUCUCGGCCUGGCCGGAGAAACGAUCAGAGAUUAAACGCAUGAUGGAAGUCGUGGCUAAGGACCUGCGAAAGCCCGAGGUUGGAGCAACGAUUGAGCUCGUAGACAUUGGUACGCAGAAAUUGGAGGACGGUCGAGUCAUCCCGUUGCCGCCCAUCCUCCUGGGUCACCUUGGUGACGACCCCAAGAAGAAGACAGUCUGCAUCUACGGUCACCUGGACGUGCAGCCGGCCAAAAGGGAGGAUGGUUGGGACACGGACCCCUUCGUUCUGACUGAGAAAGACGGUAAGAUGUACGGGCGUGGCUCCACAGAUGACAAAGGGCCGGUCUUGGCAUGGCUGAAUGUCAUUGAGGCAUACCGCGCCCUGAAACAAGACAUCCCCAUCAACAUCAAGUUCUGCUUCGAGGGAAUGGAGGAAUCCGGCUCUGUAGGUCUGGAGCGAAUGAUCGAGUCUCGCAAGGAGACAUUUUUCAAGGGCGUCGAUUACCUGUGCAUCUCAGACAACUAUUGGUUGGGUAGGAACAAGCCCUGUAUCACAUACGGAUUGAGGGGAUUUUCUUACUUUUUUGUCGAGGUGGAAUGCUCAAGGAAGGACCUGCACUCCGGUGUCUAUGGUGGCUCAGUGCAUGAAGCCAUGACGGAUCUGGUCGUCCUCUUGAACAGCCUGGUGGAUGUCAAAGGUCACAUUAAAGUGCCCGGUGUGUACGACAAAGUUGCCGAGUUGACUGAGGAAGAGUCAAAGCUGUACGCACCGAUCGACUUUGACAUGGAGGACUAUCGUGAGGAGAUUGGAACCGAACGGCUGCUUCACGACACCAAAGAGAAAGUCCUACAGCAUCGUUGGCGCUACCCGUCCCUCUCCAUCCACGGAAUCCAGGGGGCAUUUGAGGGAGCCGGUUCCAAGACGGUGAUCCCUCGCAAAGUGACCGGAAAAUUCUCCAUCCGUCUGGUACCCCACCAGUCACCUGUCGAGAUUGAGCAGCUGGUUAUCAAGUACCUGACCGACAUCCACAAGGCCCGAGGCUCGCCUAACAAGAUGUCUGUGUCCGUCAGCUUGAGCGGAGUGAGUUGGCUGAGCGACUUCAACCAUCCUCACUACCUUGCUGGCCGCAGAGCUAUCCAGAGGGUGUUUGGAGUAGAGCCGGACAUGACCCGCGACGGCUGCACCAUACCCGUCAUCCUGGCCCUGCAGAAUGCGACCAAUAAGAACGUGAUGCUGCUCCCUAUGGGCGCCUGCGACGACGGCGCGCACUCCCAGAACGAGAAGAUGAACCUCUCCAACUACAUCAACGGGAUCAAGCUUCUUGGAGCCUACUUUGAAGAAGUGGCUAAACUGGAUUAAAAGCCACUUAAACCGGUCAAAGUGACAGCUAAAUUGGAUUAUAGGCUCCAUAGACUAGUAAUCGCUUUCAAAUUUGAUUAAAAGAAUGCCUUUUCCUGCCAUUAUUCAAUGCGUUCCGAUUGAAUUUCCUUCCAAGUCUUUAGUCAGAUGUAUAAUCUUUAAUCGGUAUUAUGUUAGAUUGGAAUCUAACAUGAAGUGCUUCACGUAAAUGUUAUAAUUAAAGCGUAUUUUUUUCAGAGAUGGAAAUUUUAGAACUGGAAAGUGACUCCACCAGAUUAUUUCAGUGUUGCAUCGAAUGCAAAUCUUUUUCUUUUAACAUGAAUAUAUAUAUAUAUUUUUAUACUCAGUGCAAAAGAAUAACUAGAAACUAUAGAAACAUUCCUUUUUACGGCUGAAAUUUCACGGUUUUUGCUUAAUGAUGUUAAACUAACUUUAGUUUAAUACUUGCAUUCACUUGGCAACAUUUUAGUGUUGUAACAAACAUUUGCUCAUAAGUGCACAUUUUCUACUCUUUUUUACCCACUCUGAGGCUGCGCGUUGAAGGCACGCAUUUUGUGCAUGCAUUUUAAAAGGGAAAUGCAUUGUUAGGGGUUUCCGAUUAACAAGCUGAAGUCGCGUUUGUGCCAAAUGGAACCAGCAGCGCCUUCGCGAUGAAGUGAAAUAAUGGGUGAUGACCGACGCUUCAACUUAAUUAUGCAGCUGAGCGGCCAUGUAGUCGGUGCCGAUUACCCCCAAACGCGUCUUUGCACCCAUUGAAUCAUUUUCAGUUCGUUGGUAGCUAAUCGUCUUAUGCUACUUCAUGUAACUCAUUCGCACAUUUUCAUUCCCGGCGUAAUUUUUCAACCGUGGAUCGAAAUGAGUAUAUGUAGGAAUAAAUAAAUGAAACGCGGUAUCUAAGCCUUGCACGGAUUAUAUGCGUGCAUUAAUAAAUUGGUUGACAGUAAUUAAAUUCAUCAGGUCAGCAACAGGAAUGUUAAAUCGUGUCUGAAAUAGCCUGAAUUAUACGACUACAAACACAGCUGACAAAAAAAGUUUAUUAUAGAACAGUCAACCAAAGAAUAAAUGCAUACGUAUUAUUAUAUGCAGAAAUCUAAAAAUGUUAAUCUUGUGUAAGCAAUGUGUUGAAAUAAACGGAGUCUUGAGCUCCACCAAAUAGGAAGAAAGUA